Messenger RNA from Neocloeon triangulifer, 933 nucleotides. Its product is annotated as proteasome assembly chaperone 2. The record is from RefSeq and is a predicted model, not a curated record. Gene Ontology annotation, cellular component: nucleus; cytosol. Lineage: Eukaryota; Metazoa; Arthropoda; Insecta; Ephemeroptera; Baetidae. Bases 100 to 849 code for a protein of 249 amino acids. Gene Ontology annotation, biological process: proteasome assembly. The transcript is spliced from 7 exons.
CAAAAAAUUGAAACAACAACAGGAACAAACAAAAUAAACAAAAUUUGCUGAGACAAAACACCGGUCUCGCUCGGGGUUUUUUCAAAUUUUCUGCUGAAAAUGAGCUCAAUUUUCCAUUUUAUAUUCGACGAGGACGUGACGGGAUACAAGAUGAUUAUCCCGUCUGUCUCGAUUGGCAACGUGGGCCAGUUGGCCGUCGACAUCCUGAUCGCCACCGUGCGGCCACAGAAAUGGGCCGUGGCGUGGCACCCAGCCCUUGUGCCGAUCGUCGGAGGAGACCCAUACGACUAUUCCACCAACGAAAUCGCCACCGCCUGCGAACUGUACGUCUCCAAAGAGAACAAGUUGGUUUUUCUUCAGCUCAGAUCACCUCUGGCUAAGGAGCACGGGAAAGACUUUCUGGAAAAGUUGGCCGACUGGACCAAGGAGAGAAAGUUCAGUGAAGUCCUGAUAGCAGCAUCUCUGGCAGCUCACGAAAGAUUUGGACCUCAGCUUACAGGCCAACCUUUCAGAUACCUGACCACUAGUACUCAGGUUGAUCCUGCAAUUUCCAAGUGGGGACCUGCUUUGGAAAAAAAGCAGUUCGAUUUGAUCGGAGGUGCAAGUGAGGACUAUGUCAUGAUUGGUUCUGGUUUUGCCAAGUUGCUCUUUAAAUAUUGCUCUUCGAGAGGAAUUCAAACUUCCGUUCUGAUGAAAUUCUGUGACGAAGGCUUUAAUGACACGGAUGCUAAUCAACUUGCCAGUUUCAUGAAUUCUUGGGCCAAAGUGGUUCCUCCAGAAUCAAAAUGGAGACUCCCACCAUCCUGGAGCCACCUUGUUGGAAAUGGUCCUCCAUUGGGAAUGUUUUAAAGAACCAAAAGUCUUGGAUUUAAAAUGUAUUGUGCGGAACUUCUACUUUCGAUAAAAUAAAUUGAUUUCUUGUACGAAACACAA